Messenger RNA from Phanerochaete carnosa HHB-10118-sp, 712 nucleotides. RefSeq lists its product as uncharacterized. The annotation marks the transcript as partial. The transcript has a single exon. The record is from RefSeq and is a predicted model, not a curated record. Lineage: Eukaryota; Fungi; Basidiomycota; Agaricomycetes; Polyporales; Phanerochaetaceae.
UGUUGGCUACGGAACUGCAGUAUCAAGCCACGCCGCUGCUCUUCGAAAUCAGCAGUGACAACUGACGCGCCGGCUAUACAUCACGAUGUGCCAACCAUUUACCGUCUCCCACAAGAGCUCACAGACAUGAUCGUCGAUUAUCUCUUCGACGACCCAGACGCUUUGACAUCGUGCGCCUGCGUCUGCCGCUCCCUCAACAUCUCGGCCCAAUACCAUCUCGCUCGCCGCAGAAUACACGUCCGCCUACCAUCGCGCGUUCCCCAGAGGGGCGUGGCUCCGCCUGACGACCAGAAGCCCAGGCCACUCUUGUCAUACUGCACAGUCAGUGAUACUCAAGCAGUGCUCGAGCUGAUCGUGCAGCAGACUGGUGGCGAGCCGCUUGAUGCAAUGUGGUCGGACGGCCCACAUGAUACGAUGCUCCACGCGAAUCUAUGCCAAACACUCACAGCCUUUCCCAACCUCAGAAUCCUAAAGCUCAGCGGGCUUCGCCUGGCGCGAGAACCUGCGGCAACGGACCCCGGCUUCCCGUGGGCUGUCCUCGAGCUGCCGUGUCUCCGAGAGCUGCACCUAGUUGCUCUCGCGUUCGACAACUUCUGGUGUCACACGUCGAAUGCUCGGCACGGGCGAUACGUCCCUCUUCUGGAGAGGUUCACGGUCCGGAGAUGCAACCUGGCCAGUCCCGCGCUCAAGGAGACCUUUCGGAAUCUCCAUG